UGCCUUGCCGUAGGGAUGUCUCGUGAUGCUGUCAAGUUUGGCCGGAUGUCCAAGAAGCAGAGAGACAGCUUAUAUGCCGAGGUGCAGAAGCACCGGAUGCAGCAGCAACAGCGAGACCACCAGCAGCAGCCUGGGGAGGCUGAGCCGCUGACGCCUACCUACAACAUCUCGGCCAAUGGGCUGACAGAACUGCAUGACGACCUCAGCACCUACAUGGACGGGCACACCCCUGAGGGCAGCAAGGCCGACUCUGCAGUCAGCAGCUUCUACCUAGACAUCCAGCCCUCUCCAGACCAGUCGGGACUGGACAUCAAUGGGAUCAAACCUGAACCCAUAUGUGACUACACACCAGCAUCUGGCUUCUUCCCCUACUGCUCCUUUACCAAUGGAGAGACUUCCCCAACCGUAUCCAUGGCAGAACUAGAACACCUUGCACAGAACAUAUCCAAAUCCCAUCUGGAAACUUGCCAGUACUUACGGGAAGAACUCCAGCAGAUAACAUGGCAGACCUUCCUGCAGGAGGAGAUUGAGAACUACCAGAACAAGCAGAGAGAGGUGAUGUGGCAGUUGUGUGCCAUCAAGAUUACAGAAGCAAUCCAGUAUGUGGUGGAGUUUGCCAAACGCAUUGAUGGAUUUAUGGAGCUGUGUCAAAAUGAUCAAAUUGUGCUUCUAAAAGCAGGCUCUCUGGAGGUGGUGUUUAUCAGGAUGUGCCGUGCCUUUGACUCUCAGAACAACACCGUGUACUUUGAUGGGAAGUAUGCCAGCCCUGAUGUCUUCAAAUCCUUAGGUUGUGAAGACUUCAUUAGCUUUGUGUUUGAAUUUGGAAAGAGUUUGUGUUCUAUGCACCUGACUGAAGAUGAAAUCGCAUUAUUUUCUGCAUUUGUACUGAUGUCAGCAGAUCGCUCCUGGCUGCAGGAAAAGGUAAAAAUAGAAAAACUGCAACAGAAAAUCCAGCUAGCUCUUCAACAUGUCCUACAGAAGAACCACCGAGAAGAUGGAAUUCUGACAAAGCUAAUAUGCAAGGUGUCUACGUUAAGAGCCUUAUGUGGACGACAUACAGAAAAGCUAAUGGCAUUUAAAGCAAUAUACCCAGACAUUGUGCGACUCCAUUUUCCUCCAUUAUACAAGGAAUUGUUCACUUCAGAAUUUGAGCCAGCAAUGCAAAUUGAUGGGUAAAUGUAGUACCCGAGCACUUCUAGAACAACUGAAGUACAAACAUGAAAGAAAAAAAAAAAGGAAAUAAAACAAUGACAACGAAGACAAAAUUAACUGAGACACUUUCUAUGGCCCUGCACAGCCCUGGAGCGCCAACACACUGCACAGACAUCUUGUGGUGAUCGGGGUUCAGGCACAGAGGGAAAACAAUGAGAACCAAUAAAAGCUAAACUUGUUUUGCUCAUGCAUAUGGUUUCCACUAUGCCUACAGAUACGGACCCUUUUCUGUCUCGACUUCUAAAGCGGUUGACCUCUGCAAGUGGAGGGUACUACAGUCAGAGAAGUCCCUUUUCUUAUAGCUCACUGCCCACAGACUCUUACGGGUAACAACAGAGUCCAGCAGUAAUCGGUGACCCCGGGAUGCAUAGCGGGGGUUGCAGCGUUACUUUGCACAGCUUGCUUUUCUGUGUCAUGAAGGAAGAUUUUGUUUCUCUCACCGAUUAUUGCCGGUCAGCGGGAUGGCGUGAAAAGGGGAUCCAUAGCGCUCGCAACAAUAGCAUUAUAAUAUAUUACACAGGGUAAAUGGGCAUGAAGACUAUAUAUAGCUAAAGAGAUAUUGUUUAUAUAUUGUUUUAAUUAAUAUAAAAUGUAGUGACUGGCGUAGCUUUUCCUGUUGAAUUGAUAAGGCACUUUCCGUUUUGCACCUUUUGUUUUCUUUAAAUUAAAUGCUAGCGUGUUCACUGUCGCCGUGUCGCAUGUACACCAGAAACACAAGUUUAGCUGAGAAGGCUUGGAAGGUACGUCGGGAGGUAUUUAUGCUGCUGUUUACAAAAAAAGAAAAACAAAAAACAAAAAAAAAAUUACUUUUGAAAGACUGGCUGGGCAUAUCCAGAAAUCAACAUGUUGAAUUCUUUUCCCACCUGUAAAUUUGGAAUUAACGGAUCAUACUUUGUUUUGCAUGCAAUUAAGAAUGGGUGUGUUUAUGCUUCAUACAGAGUCAAAAGAGUAUCUGGUGCUGUGGGCUUAAACCAUAUGUGCAUUUUUUUAAGUUUUUAAUAUGCCACCUUUGGGAAGUGAAGGAGGAGAGAUUUUCAUUUGACAUAAUUCAGUAGUCACAGGGACACAGUAUCAACUCGGAAUUCUGAUGCUUAGAACAUAUUAGUAACCAGAAUGUUUAUUGGACUGUAGCUCUUAUUUAGAAGCACCCAAAGACUCUAUGUGGAGCAAACACACUCCCCACAGUCAUUGAAUGCCUUAUGUUCUUGGCAUCAGGAGCCCUAAGAAUUCAUCUCAGAGAAAACUGACCCUAGACUAGCUGUCCGAGAUUCUAGAAAUGCUGCUGUCCAUAUUGGGUAGACAGUGGAUGAAGAGGGAGGGAGGCAGUGUUGAACCUGGUUCCUGUAUUUAAAAUAAGCCUUCAGAGUGAAGGUGAUGCCAGCUGCAGACAUUUUCUCGUGUGUUUAUCCUUCACUAGAAAACUGUGGACUGUAAUUUAUUUUUUUAAAUAUUUAGAAAAUAGUUUGGCUUUUGUGUUCAGGUAAGAAAUAUUGAGGUAAUCUUGAUUAAAUUUGCAUUUAAAAAUAAUCCCCAGUGAGCAGAGGAAGGAACAGUCUCAUGUUCAUAGGUGUGCAUGUUUUGAAAGCAAAUGCCCUGAGACUAGAAAGAUGAUGGCUCAAUGGUCAAAAGCACUAUUGCUCUAUCAAAGGACCAAAGCCUGGAACCCAGCAAUCAGAUCAUGCAGCUCAAAAGAGCCUGUAACUCCAGCUCCAAGAUACCAGUGUUCCCUAUUGGCCUCUGUGGGUGUGGGCAUGGGUGUGAGUACACACACACACACACACACACA
Messenger RNA from Cricetulus griseus (Chinese hamster), 2998 nucleotides. The record is from RefSeq and is a predicted model, not a curated record. Lineage: Eukaryota; Metazoa; Chordata; Mammalia; Rodentia; Cricetidae.